AUGGCGUUCCAGCAUCGCCGCCAGUCAUCCUAUGAGGGUGUUCUUGAUCUACCCGGUCGCGCUCAUGUUCCAUUGCAGUCUCACCACUGCCAUCAGGCAUUCUUUGAGGGCCUUAUCAACUAUUCGUCACUGGCGCCCUUGACUGUGGAUGAACGCUCUCGCGCCCAAGGGGCAUUGGACAGGAUUAUCAAUCAUCUUGCCAAUCACAGUGGUACCAAGGGUGGAUAUACUCGCCAUUUACUUGUCCGUCAUACCUAUGACUAUUCGCAGUCUGAGCUGUCCAAGGAUACAUUCUUGCGAGUUUUCUUCAAUGUUAUGGGGCUAGAUAUCAGCAGUGAUGAAGAUAUCAACAUGGAUGAUGAUCAGAUGCCUUCAAAAUUCAUUGAUUUUGCAGACGUACUUCUCGAGCAGUUCUUCUUCCCAUUGAAAGCAGGUGGGAAAAUUACUCCACAGCCCUCUCCUGCACAUCUUUCAGCAAUCCAAAGUGUACAAUCACCACAUGAGAUUGUUGGCACCUCAGAGCGAGUAUCAUACAUUCGGGCUCUUUGCCUCAUUCGUGACCACCACCGUUGUGUGAUCUCGCGAGCUUUUGACUCGCAACAGGCGAUAACACGAAUGAUGCAGCAUGGUUCAAAUGCUCGAGAUGAUGAUGGGAAACUGUUUGAAGACAAUGAAAUAUUAAGGUUCCUGGAAGUGGCUCACAUAAUUCCCCAUUCCCUAGUACAAGGAAAUGAGAAUUCCGAGCUGAGUGAUACCAAAAAGAUGACGCUUAUGAUUCUUAACAUGCUCGACUGUGAUGUGAUUCAUCUCAUUGAGGGUACGCACAUUGAUAGCCCACGCAAUGCUAUCAGCCUGACUAUUGAUUUCCACAAAUACUUUGGCAACUUCGACAUAUACUUUGAACCUAUUGCCAACCAAGAGCAUACUUACCGCAUUGACAGUUUCCUCCCUCCCAUCUUUACAGCGAGUCUGGGACUUCCUGUUACUCGCAAGCUCCUUCUCAGCGGAGGAAGGGUGAUGGAUGCUCCGUUGCCCAAGCUACUUGCCCUACACCAGGCCAUUGCUCAUAUCCUUCACUUGUCAGGGGCGGGUGAAUAUAUUGAUAGAAUACUCCGGGACUUUGAGGAAACCGGUGUGCAAGAGGAUGGGUCAACAGACCUGGGACGUAUUGUGAACCUGAGACUUGGUGGUUGGCUAGAUGGUGCCGUUGAAGCUCACUAA
This is a messenger RNA of Coccidioides posadasii C735 delta SOWgp, 1221 nucleotides long. RefSeq lists its product as uncharacterized. Lineage: Eukaryota; Fungi; Ascomycota; Eurotiomycetes; Onygenales; Onygenaceae. The record is from RefSeq and is a predicted model, not a curated record.